This is a messenger RNA of Eleginops maclovinus (Patagonian blennie), 3020 nucleotides long. Its product is annotated as bone morphogenetic protein 7-like. Bases 293 to 1570 code for a protein of 425 amino acids. Gene Ontology annotation, cellular component: extracellular region. NCBI's taxonomy places the organism in Eukaryota, Metazoa, Chordata, Actinopteri, Perciformes, Eleginopidae. The transcript is spliced from 8 exons. Gene Ontology annotation, biological process: BMP signaling pathway. The record is from RefSeq and is a predicted model, not a curated record. Gene Ontology annotation, molecular function: cytokine activity; growth factor activity.
AAGGCAGUGCCUGACUGCAAGACACUCAGACGGAAUUUCACAGUGUGAUGUCUACUGCUCAGUUCAGCCCCUCCCCAGACACAACGCCUCAAUAAAAAUCCAUUCCCAAGUUACCAUCAAGAGGAGCGCACUGCCGAAUCGCACCAAGACCAGCAGAUGAUGAGGCAAUGAUACUCUGAGUUGAUAAAGGUAGUGUUAUUUUACUCCUAUUAUUAGUGGAGGAGCCAUUAAUGUAGCUUUCGCAUUUCCACUCUUCUCUUCCAACUGUAGUCGCGCGUAAAAUCUGUGUAAAAUGGAGACACGCAUCUUGGCGACGGUAACAACGCUCCUGUCGUGGAGUUACUGCGUGUUUGCCACUCAGGUCGCCUUCUCCAACUUCUCCGCGGACAACGAAGUGCACUCCAGCUUCAUCCAGCGGCGGCUGCGGAGCCAGGAGCGCAGGGAGAUGCAGCGGGAAAUCCUCUCCAUCCUGGGGCUGCCGCACCGGCCGCGGCCGCACGUCCACACCAAACACAACGCGGCCCCGAUGUUCAUGCUGGACCUGUACAACACCAUCUCCACAGACUCACAGCCGCCCGGAUACUCUUACUACAAGUCCGUGUUACCCACCCAGGGUUCCCCUAUGAUGACCCCGCAGGACAGCCGCUUCCUGGAUGACGCAGACACGGUGAUGAGUUUUGUCAAUCUCGUCGAUCAGGAUCAGGAUCUUCUGCUCCAGCAGCACAGAAGAGAAUUCCGAUUUGAUCUUUCCCGUAUUCCUGAGGGAGAGGCCGUCACAGCAGCAGAGUUCAGGAUUUAUAAGAAUUUCGUCCAGGAACGCUUCGAGAACGAGACCUUCAGAGUCAGUGUGUACCAGGUCCUGGAGAAGCCUCCAAACAGUGAAGUGGAGCUCUUUCUGCUGGACCAGCGUGAUGUGUGGGCUGCAGAGGAGGGCUGGCUGCUCUUUGACCUGACCGUCACCAGUAACCUGUGGCUGGUGAACCCGGAGCAGAACCUCGGGCUGCAGCUGGUGCUGGAGGACAGCCUUGGCCAGAGGAGGAACCCCCGUCUGGCCGGGCUGGUGACGGGCAGCGGGCCUCAGGACAAGCAGCCCUUCAUGGUCGCCUUCUUCAAAGCCAAUGAGGUUCGAUUCCGCGGCGUCCGAUCCGCACAUGGCCACAAGGGGCGCCAUGGGAACCGCUCCAAACCCCAGAAGACUGUCCAAGAUGCACUGAAGGCCGUGGAGGCUGCAACAGAUAACCUCGGCCUCGCUAAAGAAGGCUGUAAAAAGCAUGAGCUGUAUGUCAGUUUCAGAGAUUUGGGAUGGCAGGACUGGAUCAUAGCACCCGAGGGCUACGCAGCGUUUUACUGCGAGGGAGAAUGCGCCUUCCCUCUCAACUCCUACAUGAACGCCACCAAUCACGCCAUCGUGCAAACUCUGGUGCACUUCAUCAACCCAGACACGGUGCCUAAGCCCUGCUGCGCCCCCACCCAGCUCCAUGGCAUCUCCGUGCUCUACUUUGAUGACAGCUCCAACGUCAUCCUGAAGAAGUACCGCAACAUGGUGGUCAGAUCCUGCGGCUGCCACUGACUGCUGCAACCCCCCUCCUGUGAGUUUGUGAAAAAAUCUGAAGAAAGGCAGAAGAGAAAGAGCCAGAGACGGGAUGAUUGACAGGCUGGUCAUCAGGGAGCUCCUGCCACAGGACGAGCUUUAAUAUGGAGUACUGUUUUUAUGAGCAGCAGCUGAGCCUCACAUGCAGUAUUAACCGCUACCACAAACCUAUCUGAACUUGUAGUAACAAAGGAAGGUUGAACAAAGGCGUUUGUUUCCAUUUCCUUUGAGAUUGACUAGAAAAAGUGCACUAACAGGACUCUGACUAAUGUGGAGCUACUUCAAAGACUCAAACCAAACAUUCAGAACAUCUGAGAGUAAAACAUUGAAAACACAUCCAUCUGUAUUUAAAUUAAGGGUCAUUUAGAAUAUAAAAUACUGCCUGGGUGGACACGUGCAUUAAGUACCUGAUUUUACAGCUUGUGAAUCUUUAAAAUCUCCAUCUUCCUGUUGAACUUCUGCACCUUUCCUUGAAGCACAGCUGGAGUAAUUUUUCUCUGAUGAGAGAAAAGAAAAAGCGUUGGUUGUUCAGCCGGAUAUUAGAACCACGUCAGGUGUAAGACAUCUGGCAGCUCGCGUGUGUCGAGGAGCUCAGUGAAGAGUGGCAGCUGAGACUGUUAAUGACAGUGUUGGACUGGAAGGCCUGCCUCGUGGAUCUAGUUUCCUGGUGCAGCACGAUGCAUGUGAGAGACGUGCAAUCUGCGAGAUGUCGGUGAUUCAUCUUCAUGAGACGGACAUCAGGGUGUGCACCACCUCUGCAGCUGCCUCCGGGUGUCUGGCCAGCUGCAGGUGGGCAAAGGGGAAACUGUAAUUUCGAUUUUCGAGUCCGAUUUUUAGUAGUUAAAUAAAUGGAAACAAUAAAAGAAAAGGCAGGUGUGUGUUUAACCUUAUUUGCCCUCAAUAAUGUUGCAUUGAACGUUGGCUACCAACAUGUUGUGAGGAAUCCCUGCUGUUUAGAGAUUUAAGACACAAAUAUGCAGAAACUUUACACAUUUUUAUUUAACAGAGUAAAUCGUUUCACAAGGUAAAGACCCAAUCUGUCACCAAACCCGCCUGCCCUGACUGGGACAUCAUAGUGGAGUUCACAUGGUCUGCAUUUUAUUUUGCUCAAUUUCAUUGUAUUUUAACACUCAGGAGGAAAGCUGACAAAUACCCUUGUACUAUGAUUGUGCAUUGGGUUCAUUGUAGAGAAGAACCUGCGGCUAGGGGAAGGGGGGUUAUAUUCUAGGGGGGAAAUUACGAGAUGAACAAGAAUUUUUGGGACAAAAAAGUUGAAUAAUCGCUGAAGUCAGAAUUAAUUUCUUACUUUUAAAGUAAGGAAAAUAACCUUUCUUUUUAGGACAUGUGACUUUAAUCUCAACAGUUUUUUUUUGUACAAAUGUAUGACUUCAUAAUCAGAAUAAAUAUAAAUCAGGGUUUUCUCUUUUAA